UGAAGUAAGCCCACCUACAACCAUACCUUAACUGAUCAGCGAUGCAGUUUUCAUUUACUUUCGUGCGACAGCUGCUGUCCGUGAUUGCUGGAUGGCAUCCGUAGAUUGAUGUUGUGACAAGUUAUCCCAUUUGGAUUAAUUGAAGAUUUAAUCCUUGCCAGUUAUCUUCGGACUACGCAGCUAUGGCGAAGAAAUUAAGAAAGUUUUUAAUCUUGUUAGAUAACGAAAGUUUGCUCUACUUUCCUGGUUCCUUUCUAACGGGCCGAGUUCUCGUGGAUUUGGACGAAGACACCGCUGUGACUGGCCUGUAUUUCCAUAUAGUAGGAGAAGGUGUUGUAAGACUUAGUGACAGAGGUAGUGGUAGCAGUUAUAAUGACAAAGAAAACUAUAUCGACUUCAGGAUGAAACUUCUUGGAGAAAGCAAUGGAAGAGGAGGAUCUGAGAGAACUGUUGAAUCGGAUCGCAUGAUCAUCCUGUCUCCCGGUGUACAUUCUUUUCCAUUCAAGUUAGGUUUGCCACUAGGAUUACCUUCAACUUUCCUUGGAAAGCACGGCUGGGUUCAAUAUUAUUGCAAGACAGCUUUGAAGGAACCGUCUGGGCUUACACAUAAAAAUCAACAAGUGUUCAUCGUUAUGAAUCCCAUAGAUUUAAACUUGGAACCACCUUUGUUAAUGCAACCUUUCCACUGUGAAAUAGAAGACACCCUAGGUAUACCUUGCCUAAAUUCUGGUCCCGUAUCCUGUAGAGUCAGACUAGAUAGAGGAGGUUAUGUACCUGGAGAAAGCAUCUGCAUUUUUGCAACUAUAGACAACGGAAGUAGAGUGACUAUAAAAAAGACUAAAGCCAUCCUCACAGAAACAAUUCAGUAUACGGCCAAAAGCAAGAUUGUACAGUCCGAAACAAGGGAGCUGGCAUCCCUUCAGAAGGGUCGAAUAGAUCCUGGAACUACAGAUCAUUGGAAGAAUGAAAUGCUCUAUAUCCCUCCCAUUCCUCCGACCAAUCUUCGGGGAUGUCAUCUUAUUAAAAUACAAUACGAUGUCUACUUUUUUCUCGAGCCAAAAGGAAUGGACAGGAUCCUUAAAUUACAGUUGCCAAUAAUGAUUGCCACGUAUCCUAUCCGAAACAAUGAUGGAACUCUACAAAGACGAAAAGGAACAAGCUAUCCCUCCACGCUACCAAUCUUCCGCCCAUGGUUGAACUCUGGAAAGAUCAAAUAAUGUAGUAAUAUGCGACUCAUGUUACGCAAGUGCUGCCACUCAAGUUUUCUCUAAACAAAUGCUUGCAUUGCGCUAAUUGUAUAACUUUUUUUAUGGACAGCUUGCUUCAAGAACUCAUAUUUGAAAUAAUGCCACAGCCAUUGUAACAGUAAGGGUAUACUUGCUUUAAGAUGUGGCAGUUUUCAAUCGUUUUUUAAAAGUCAACAAAAUAUCAAAGAAAAUUAAAUUAUUAUAUACUUCGGGAAAUCCUCCGACCGAACUGGAAUUUUUGAACUAAUAUCGAACAAGGUAUGCAUAUGAUAUUCACUGUGAAUUGGAUAUUAUUCCUCAAUUUCAUGGAAAGCUUUUAUCAUUUGAAAUACCAAAUGAUUAAGGCACUUUGUUAAUUUUAUUUCAAAUGAAAGAUGUUAUAAUAGCUAUAACAUUUUUCUGUUACUUAAAUUAGUAUCAGGGAAACAUUAUUAACAUAAAAAUAAAUGUCGAUGUUUUAAUAUAACAUUAAUAGCUGAAUAUGAGAUUAUUCAAAAGGCAGUAAGCAUUUAGAAAAGUGCAAAUUUUGGUGCAUAGGCAUUGUACGUAACAGAGUUCACCCACAAAGAUAUAAAAUCACAGGAAAUUCUACAAACAAUUGUUAUAUACAUUAUUUAAUUACAGUUGCAUUCGAGGGCAUUUGGUUUUUUAAUAGAACGCAUAAACAGUAAUCUCAAGAAAAUAUCGACCUUAGAAAUACCUAUAAAGAAUUAAUUAGACCUUAGAAUUACCUAUAAAGAAUAGUAUUUUUCAUGUAGUUCCCUAGCGAAUUGUCAGUUUGACUCCAUGAGAACUCCAUUUGUUGAUGGUAUUAAACAGAAUAUCCGGGUCUUACAUAAUUGCAGGCACAUUCGUUGGUCUUCCAUAUAUAUCAUGAAAGAAAGUCAAAGAUUCAGUUGUAUCAAACUCUCAUUAUUCAGCCCAACUUUGCAAAAAUCAUUCUUCCCCUUUCUCCUUUUCCUAAAAGAGUAUUCUUGAUCUGAUGGAAAUAUCAGAAGUUGUAGACACUAUUAACGUACAAUACUGUGUCUUCAAGAGUGCUUUCUCACUUAAUGAAAACAUUGCCCUUUGCAGGUUUUUUCAUAACUGACAUGCAUGUCUCUUUUAUUUCCCGGUCUUUAUUUCGCAACUGUUGGUAUAGACCUACCUAUAUAUCCAAUUACAAAAAGUUUUUCAAAUAACAGAAGUAUGUUAGUUCUGAAAUUUUUAAAUUCAAAAUGAUCAGUUUCGUAAAACUUUUGAAACCUAAUAUUUUAUGUGUUCCCACAGUCCUUUAACUUACAUUUAGGCAAAUUUUAUACGCAUUAUAAAGAAUAAAAUACAAAACGUUCAAUUCCUGUACUACAAAUUUCAAUUCCUGUAUAUAAUAUAUUAAAGUUCUUGACUGUAUUUAGAGGCCGUACACAAAUAGAAAAGCGAAAUGUUUGCAUUUGUAGGUAAUUAAAAAUAGAAUAAGAGUUGAGAAAAAACUUUCUGUUCUUAAGGGGACUCUGUACCUUUUGAAUGAUUUUUUUUAUUUAAGCACUUUCAUCUGCUUUUU
This is a messenger RNA of Stegodyphus dumicola, 2787 nucleotides long. It is a transcript of the gene Vdup1, whose product is annotated as arrestin family protein Vdup1. The record is from RefSeq and is a predicted model, not a curated record. Lineage: Eukaryota; Metazoa; Arthropoda; Arachnida; Araneae; Eresidae. Gene Ontology annotation, cellular component: cytoplasm. Gene Ontology annotation, biological process: protein transport.